AUGGAUGGUAUUAAAGAACACUUAAUACCCAAGAGAUUUAGCAUCUUAUCCUACAUAUGUGUGAUCAUCCAUCUUUCCUGUGGAGUGAUAUUUACAGCAAUUACCACGGCUCUGAAACUCAGCGAGAUGGAAAAGUUCAGUUGUGCUGUUGAUACAAAAUAUGCUACGCACAAAAGUUACGUCGAAAAAACGUGUUUUUCAAUCUACGACGACGAGUACAACUCUGACAUGAAAUUAUUUGGUUUCGUUCUGCUCAAUUUUGGUUCUGUUGUUGUUGUGAGUGUCGUUUAUUCGCUUGCUGUUGGCAAUCGUAUCAAACAAGCAGAAAGAUUCUCAAGCGGAAGUGAUGAACCUCAAACAGUCGCCAAGAAAAGAAACAAUGAACAAGGUAGAAAAACCUUUUAUGUUUUCAAUUUCUAUUUGUUCCACCUUGUGGCUCGUUCAAUGCUCUGUAUAUUAUUCACAAUCCUACAGCAUACUGUAUUAUAUCCGAGUGGUUUUGAUUCACAAUUCAGUUGUAAUUACCCCAAAUUGAGUUCAACGCACUCAAACACGACUAAAGCAAAGAAUACAAGCGGCGCCAAGCUAUCUAGUGUAAGAUGCACGAACUCGGCUGCCCAGGAUAAAGAAUCUUUAUUGGUUGCUUUGUCGUUAUUUAAUGGCAUUUUUAGUAUAAUUGCCAUGGCGGAGUUUAUUUAUCUACUAGUGAAGCGAUUUUCCCGUUCCAUUCCUCAAGCUUGGUCAUGUGAUUUGGAAUUUAUUAUUGAGUAUUUUCUUCGAGAGCAAUACGUACCUGAUGAGGUUGAGUUGAUCAGCAUAAGCAAUUGUACCCCGAACAGUCGUGACAUUGAAAAGCGAAAGGUUUUACAGCUAGGUCUCACACCAGACAUAAAUUAUGGUUCAAAUAAUACACCUUUGGAAGACAUGUUCAUAGACGUUGUUAUACAAACUGAACAAGCCCCACACAAGUUUUCCAAAGGAAUGGAAAGGCAUGAGAUCUAUGAUGUUUAUAUGAAAGUUCCCAAAGAUUCAAUACACCUGAAAGAGAUUAAGGAAUUAUUUUAUCCCAACAAGGAUACUAAAAGCAAAAUCCCUUCCACCAUUUUGGUGAUCGGACGUCCUGGAAUUGGAAAAACUGUUCUGACCAGAAAAAUCAUGCGUGAUUGGGCAAAAGGAGAUGAUGAAAUUUAUCACAAUAAGAUCGCUUUUUACUUAAAAUUCAGAUGGUUCAACUUUGCCACAAUAAAAAAUGUAACACUCGUGAAAUUUCUUCAGUUUGGAACAGAACUGAAUGAAGAUGAAAUCGAAAGUAUUUUUGAAGAAAUUUGGAAAAAUCCACGAAUGGCUAUCUUCGUUUUUGACGGUUUAGAUGAAUUUCAUGCAAGCCAUGGAAGUUUUCUGAAUGUUCUAGAUCAGUCAAGAAUGUUCCCCAAUGACGAUGUUUCUUGUUCCAUGUCUGCAAUGAUUUGGUUUGUGAAAAUCUUGUCUGGCGACAUGUUACCAGGGGCAACAGUCUUGGUGACCAGCAGGCCGACUGUGAAUGAUGUUUUGUGCAAAAUGAAAUUUGACAGAACUGUUGAGAUAGUUGGGUUCACAUCAGAUAAAAUUGAACAGUAUGUUAAACAAUUUUGUGCUAAUCAUAACAGGUGCGAUCUAGAAGCAACGCUAUUGGGUCAUAUUAAAUCAUCAUCCGAACUGAUGAAUUUAUGCUACAUUCCAGUGAAUUGUUUUAUUGUUUGUGUUUGUCUGUUCGAAUGUCUCAUUGACUCAGAGGGUGAUAUUGGUGCUCUACCAACUACUUUGACUGAACUGUACGAGUUGGCAUUAGUCUACUUCAAUGAGCAUCAUGACCGAAAUCAAAGCAAAGAAGAAGUUUUAAAGCGACUUCAACAGUUGGCUUUCAAUGGUAUGAAAAAUGAUGAACUGAUUUUCAUUGGAAAGCUAGUCGAUGAGAAAAUGAAAGGAUCAGGAUUACUAAACUCUUUACCUAAUCCAAUUUUUCAAAUUCAAAUACAGGUUUGCUUCAUUCAUUUAACUAUACAAGAAUUUCUCGCGGCGAAGCAUAUAGUGGAAACAAAAACACCUGAAGAAGUAAAAGAAUUUAUUACUUCGCAUUUCAAGCAUGGCAGAUGGCAUCUGGUGCUUCAAUUUCUAGCUGGAUUAUUGGGAGGGAAAAUGAGGACGUCUGAUGACUUUGAUCAAUACAGAAGCUGUGUGUUGUCGUUCAAGAAAUAUCUUGCAAUUGGAGGCACUAUGUACAACAUUGAAGCAAAUAUUUUGGUGAUGAAAUGUUUGAGGGAAGCGCAGGACGAAGAUGUUGCUGCAAACACUGCUUUGAAAGAUGUGACUACGAUAUGGUGUUUUUCUUUAGAUAUACCACUUCUCUCCACAAGCGAUGUGUCAGCAAUGGUGUUCGUUUGCAAACACUUGGACUUUUUAAAUUGCCUAGUCAUUACACGGGUAUCCAGUGCUUGUUUGAUGGAAGCUUUUAAAUUGCUGCAUGGAAGAUGCCUAAAGUCACUGAUUGUAGAAGAUUGUAAUCUUCACGACAUGGGUGUGAAGCGUUGUGCUACUGCGUUGACAUCUGAAUGUCAGCUGAAUCACAGUCAUUCUAAGCUUACCAAGUUACGUUUGUCUUACAACAGUAUUACUGAUGUCGGAGUGGCGUAUCUGAACGAUUUUCUCCAAAAUAGCCAUAAAGUCUGUUUGGAGGAUUUAGACAUCUCGCAUAAUCACAUUACUUCACGCGGAAUUCCUACACUUUUAGAAUUUCUCAGCGUCGAAGUUUGUAACCAGCUUACAGAACUUAAUCUUUGUUGGAAUAAUUUAGGUGAUAAGGGCGUUCGUUUUCUUUGUAGCGUAUUUCGAGAAAGACGGUUGAAGCUGAAAAAGUUAAAUCUAUCCGGAUGUUCUUUAACCAAUGAAAGCGUACCCUGCCUGGUAGAGCUUAUCAGUGACGAACACUGUCAAAUAACUGACUUAGAAAUCGGUGAUAGUAAAAUAGGUGAUAAAGGAAUGGAGAUGUUGUUUGACGUUUUCCGACAAGAAACAUGUAAGAUUACUACGUUGAAUAUUAGCUCGUGUUAUUUAACAGAAAAAAGCAUGGUUGCCUUGGGUGAUGCUGUCAAUGAAGGAAAAUGUGGACUAAAGAUAUUAAAUCUUAGCGGUAAUAAGAUAAGAGAUGAAGGUAUGCAGAUCUUGUGCAGUUUUCUUGAACAAGGAACAUGUCCUCUCACCAGAUUGAACGUUUCCAGUUGUUCGUUAACAGACGAAUGCAUGCCGAUCUUGUGCCAGGCUCUCGGAGAUAAGCGAUGUAAACUCACUAGGUUGGAUGUAGGUUACAAUGGAAUCACAGACAAACAUUUUUCAUUACUCUCAGACACUCUGAAACUUCAGAAUUGUUGUCUGAAAUAUUUAAAUAUUGUAUGCGUUACUACUACUAAAGCGGGUAAAAAUAUCCUUAAUGAAACGAUGCAAUCUGAUAUCUGCAAAGAACGAGGUUUAGACAUUUCCUAUUAAAAACAAUUGUGAGACAACACAUAUUAAAAUGUAGUAACGUAACGUUUCAUCGGAGAUCAUAACUUUGGUUGAUCCUCAAAGAAGUCGCAGAUAAUUAUAUAUUUUAUCAGAUAA
Molecule: messenger RNA, 3633 nt
Organism: Dendronephthya gigantea
Lineage: Eukaryota; Metazoa; Cnidaria; Anthozoa; Malacalcyonacea; Nephtheidae
Product: NACHT, LRR and PYD domains-containing protein 14-like
Exons: 1
Coding region: 1-3519 (1172 amino acids)
Molecular function (GO): protein binding
Source: RefSeq, a predicted model, not a curated record